AUGGCUCGGCUCAUGGCCGACGUGGAGAUGUUCAAGGCGGUCUUUGAGCACCACAUCGCGUUGAAAGACGCUGGUGUAGCCAUUGACGGUUUCCUGGAUUUGGAUUCGUUCGGCCUGGCUCUCAGCUACUUGAAGCGCGGUCUGACUCUGGGGUACAAAGAUCAGAGCAAGUUGCACUCGACCUUUCACCUGAAACCCAACAGCCAAAGGACGCGGUGGCAGAAGUUGGCCAGGAAGGGUCCGGUGAUGGAGACGUCGCUCACGUCACUGGAGCGAUCCACAUAUCUCGCCCACGGUCUUCGUAUCAUCACGCUGGCAUUGGAGAAGACCUGGCCGUGCAUAGAUCCGGAGUGCAUGGAAAACGGACGACACACUGCUGCCAAAGCCGACUGCAAAGUGAUCCAGCUGAUGGUGAAGCGGGGGCUCUGGUUCCUACGGAGGGCACGGGUCAGUGAAGAGACGUUCUGCGGCGGCGAGCAUAGGAGGAUGAUUCACAGGGGGGCAGAUUGGCCUGGCCGAGGGCGACCAUGGCUGCCGGAGCUGUUCACCAGAUCGGACGGUGCAUCUGCAUCUCGCUGGGCGCAUGCGGUAGGUGGGGGGAUGUGA
Molecule: messenger RNA, 606 nt
Organism: Capronia epimyces CBS 606.96
Lineage: Eukaryota; Fungi; Ascomycota; Eurotiomycetes; Chaetothyriales; Herpotrichiellaceae
Exons: 1
Coding region: 1-606 (201 amino acids)
Source: RefSeq, a predicted model, not a curated record